Molecule: messenger RNA, 2425 nt
Organism: Stegastes partitus (bicolor damselfish)
Lineage: Eukaryota; Metazoa; Chordata; Actinopteri; Pomacentridae
Gene: tyw2
Product: tRNA methyltransferase 12 homolog
Exons: 6
Coding region: 72-1415 (447 amino acids)
Biological process (GO): tRNA methylation; wybutosine biosynthetic process
Cellular component (GO): cytoplasm
Molecular function (GO): tRNA methyltransferase activity
Source: RefSeq, a predicted model, not a curated record
CAUUAGCUUUUGUUGUUGACUAAAUUAGCACUCUUAAAUCGCCAAAUCGACAUAUAUUUGUUUGCUUGUAAAUGAACGGUGUGCCUUGCCUUCGUGUUCCUCGCUGUCAUGCGCAGCAGUUCAGGAGAUGUCUACAGUCCAAAGGAGCUCUUGACCUGAGUUUGUGUUUAGUGAAGGACUCAGAAGGGACAAUCCUCCUUCCCAUUUUACCUUCCUGUCUGUCACAACUUGAUCUCCAGUCUCUCAGAACCAUGGUGGCUUCAGACAGAGCCUGUGAAAUAGUUUGGAGUCAGGUAUCAUUAGCUUAUCAUAACACUAUUCGCACCAGCUUGUACAAUAUUGCAGCUUUAAAGUCUUUUUUUCUCUCCCAUUGUCUGUCCUGUUUUCAUCAGUCUCCUCUCCAGUCAAAGAAGGAGAAAGGAAGGACAAGUGUUAAUAAACUGGAGAAAAUCCUCCAGGAGCUGUUGGAGUCUCAUGAUGAAAGAUGGACAGAGGAGCUGAAGGGGGAGCUCCCUCGCAGCUUCCAGCGUCAUGGAGACCUCGUGCUGCUGGGAGACAACUCUUUUGCCCUGCCAGUGUGGAAGAAAAUGGAACAUCAGCUAUGGACUGCAGUAGCCAGAGGACUGGGCGCAAAACGUCUGGCAAAGAUGAGUCGCAUAUCCAGGGAUGGAUUUAGGUCUCCUGAGGUGACAAUGCUGCUAGGAGAGCACAGCUGGGUCAAACAUGUGGACAAUGGCAUUAGUUAUGAGUUUGAUGUCACCAGAUGCAUGUUCUCAGCUGGAAACAUAACAGAGAAACUCCGGGUGGCUGCAUUUGACUGCAGAGAAGAGACGGUGGUGGAUUUAUAUGCAGGUAUUGGUUACUUCACUCUUCCGUAUCUGGUACACGCAAAGGCCGGUCACGUUCACGCCUGUGAGUGGAACCCUGAUGCUGUCGACGCUUUACAGAAAAACCUUGAGGCAAACGGGGUGUCUAACCGCUGCACGAUUCACCAAGGAGACAAUCGUCAGCUCCAUCUGUGUGAUGUUGCUGACCGCGUAAACCUGGGACUCAUACCGAGCUCUGAGGGCGGCUGGCCCGUCGCCUGUCGACUGCUAAAGAGGACAACUGGUGGCAUUUUACACAUUCACCAGAACGUUACCUCACCGUUACACAACACUGCAGCUGAUGAUGCCACCCACAGGGUUUCUGGGAAGAAAGCUGACAGAGAGGUGUGGCAAGCCUGGGCUGAUGACACAUCAAACCGCAUCGCUUCUCUUUUAAGGGACAUCACUGGGGCUCUGUGGACAACAAACAUCCGGCACAUAGAGCACGUUAAGUCGUACGCACCUCAUGUUCACCAUGUUGUGCUGGACUUGGAGUGCAGACCGUCCAGAUUUGAGAACAUAAACACAGAUCGCGAGCGGAUGCUGUGACACUGAACAUUUUAAGAUGCUUUAUUUAUUCUUGGGUCCAGCUAAACACUACAACAGCUGGUUUGAUUAUUUGACAGGUUGUGAAUCAGCCUCUGUACUGUUUUUAUAAGCGUUUAUUUAUACAAGUGCAGGUUGAUUCAGUGCAUAUGUUGUCUCACACUCAUGCAAUCCUAAUCACAUCUGGCAGAUGCCCAGACUUACAACAACCACAGCCCAAUCUUAGCAUUAAGUGCCUUGCUCAAUGGCACCUCAUUGUUUCGUUAUACUCACUGAAUUGCCCUCAAGUGUUUGAUCACUACAACCCUUGUAACUGAGAUAUGACUCACACCAAAGUGCAGAUCGUUACAGUAUUUCUGUAUUUGGCAUGAUUGCAAAAGUUUACCUCCAUAGAAAGAUACACUGCUCUGCAUUGUCAAUUCAGCUUUUUUUUUUUUUAACUUCUUAGCCAUAGAUGGAGAAACAAAGCCUGAAUAAAUGAUUGGAGAAGCAGAAUGCAUAUUGCUUCCAUAAAGAGGAGUCACUGAAUGGGUUUCAAGAGCGCGAACAUUAUGUGAAUCACAUGAUACGACCUUCACACUCAUCAGGUCCGAGCUCAGUUGAGUAGUUAUGGGAGAUUUGUACCCAAAUAAGGGAAUAUCUUCUGGAUGAAUGGUGUUCAUCCUCCCAGUUGAAAUCGAUGCCAAGGACUAAUGAAGCGGUUCUGGCAGCUCAUUGAGGUCCAGCAUGUUAUUUUUCCUUUUUCACCCGCAGCAUUUGUCUGCUGUGGAGGCAACACUGGGUGAAAACACAAAAGAGGAUUCUCUACAGACACACAGAUGAAUGUUUAAACUCAGUGAAUGCUGAGUUUUUGCUCCAUUCCUACUUAAGUGUAGCAUUUGGCUAUGUGCACAUUUAAUUAGUCGGUACUACACACGGGAGAGGGAUUAUCAAUAUCAGCCUGAGUAAAGUCUAAAUGAAGAAAUGCAGGAAUAAAUCAACUACCUUCUGCAGUAGAAAAGGACAUAAUAAAA